Myripristis murdjan (pinecone soldierfish) is the source of this 2023-nucleotide messenger RNA. RefSeq names its product neuronal differentiation 4 (gene neurod4). The coding region runs from base 178 to 1260 and encodes 360 amino acids. The record is from RefSeq and is a predicted model, not a curated record. Gene Ontology annotation, biological process: positive regulation of transcription by RNA polymerase II; nervous system development; axon development. Gene Ontology annotation, cellular component: nucleus. Lineage: Eukaryota; Metazoa; Chordata; Actinopteri; Holocentriformes; Holocentridae. The transcript has 2 exons. Gene Ontology annotation, molecular function: protein dimerization activity; E-box binding; DNA-binding transcription factor activity, RNA polymerase II-specific.
UCCCAUGCGCGCCGAUGGCUUUCUGAGGGAGCACAAGAGUUGGGGACACUGGCAGAUGCUCAAAGAGAUAAACGCAGCGGCUGUGGAGUAAUCACUCAGUUUGGUUGCGGGUCUUUGAAAUUAGCUGAGGCGUCUGCUAAUUUGCGAGGAGCAAGCUGUGAAUCCAAACAGAUCACAAUGAUGACCAAACCAUUUGGGAAGACUGGAGAUGUCAGUGAGCUGGUGAGCUCCCUGAGCUGGCUGGAGGAGGACGUCAGCUCCCAGGAUGGAGAGGAGAGCCCCGAGAUGAGGGGGCGCUAUGGGCUGGCUGCUGGAGGCCGGAUCCGGGCCUCCACAGAAAUGGGCAGUGAGGAUAUGGAGGAAGAGGAAGAGGAAGAUGAGGAGGAGGAGAUUGGACCAAAUGGAGAAAAGGCUCCCAAAAGGAGAGGACCCAAGAAAAAGAAGAUGACCAAAGCUAGACAGGAGAGGUUUCGUGCCCGGCGGGUCAAGGCCAAUGCCCGUGAACGGUCACGCAUGCAUGGGCUAAAUGAUGCUCUGGAUAAUCUGCGGAGAGUGAUGCCCUGCUACUCCAAGACCCAGAAGCUGUCAAAGAUUGAGACUCUGCGGCUGGCCCGCAACUACAUUUGGGCCCUGUCUGAGGUGCUGGAGACCGGCCAGUCCCCAGAAGGCCAUGGCUUUGUGGAGAUGCUGUGUAAAGGCCUGUCUCAGCCCACCAGUAACCUCGUGGCCGGCUGCCUGCAGCUGGGACCCGCUCCGAUGCUGCUCAGCAAGCUGGAGGACAAGUGUGGAGGCCCUGGGGUGGGUGGUGUGGGGGGUCAGGCUGGCCAUCCCCUCAGCUACCCAUCCCCAGGCCUCCCCAGCCCCCCCUACGGCUCCCUGGAGGCCUCCCACCUCCUCCAUAUGAAGGGCUACAAGGGGCCGGCCUAUGACAACCCCUCCUCUAACGAGUGCAGCAGCGGCACCCCGCCAUAUGAUGGGCCCCUCACUCCCCCCCUCAGCAUCAGUGGCAACUUUGCCCUGAAGCAGGAGCCCUCUCCCCACGAGUCAGAGAGGAACUACACACCCCACCCUGGCCAUCAUGCACACUACCUUUCGUCCCACCACUACCCCGCUUCCGCGAUGGGUGGCCUGCCAGGGGGGCCUCAGGCCCACACACUCUUCCAGUCUGCACGCUACGAGCUGCCCCUGGACAUGGCCUUCGAAUCCUUCACCCCCUCUCACCUGGUCACCUCUCAGAUGGGCACCAUCUACAGUGAGUGACUCUGCUGUGAGACUGGCCUGGGGACAAUCACUGUGUCCCAGUGAACUGGUGUCAGACCCAUGGCCAUGCUAAUGACUGUAUAGAGACAACGGUUUGCAUUUACAUUGUCCAGUACUCUGGGAGAGCAUGGAAGGCUCUGAGAGUGAGAGAGAAAGAGAGAGAAAGAGAGAGAGAGAGAGAGACUCACCACCUCAACUCAAUCUACCUGAUACAAACACGCACCCAUAACUUUUAAAAAAUGUAUUUAUUCUUUUUUUGUUACAAUUAUUUGUGUCAAUAUUUGGAUUGUUUCUGGAUAAGUUGCCUGUUCCAUUGUAACUGGAUGUAGCUGAGGAUAAGUUCAUCAAAUCAGAUAUUCAGGUAUAAGCACUGCACAGGUUUGUCAUGUGCAGGGUCUUGAACGAAAACAAGAAUUUUGUGCAAAGCUCUGUGUGUCUGCAGAGAAACUGAUCAAAAAGUCAUCCAACAGAAACAUGAAUUGUGCACUGAGGCCUGUAGCCAAUGUCCUCCCUGCCAUAAGAAGAGCAAUGCAUUUAUUUAUAUCUGUAUUUAAUAUUUAUUUUGAUAACAUUUUGUCUGUUUUAUAUGUUUUUUUUUUUUUCAGCACAGUUUUUGUUUCACGCUGUCUUCUUGGUAAGUUGUCAGUCACUGGCAGCUACACUGAUGAUGUAUUUAAAUUAUUUAUUUGAGAUCUUUCAGGUACUUCAUUUGGUGUCAUUCACAAUUUUUGUCAUACUGUACCACUGUAAAUAUUUUGCUGUU